This is a messenger RNA of Racocetra fulgida, 565 nucleotides long. Lineage: Eukaryota; Fungi; Glomeromycota; Glomeromycetes; Diversisporales; Gigasporaceae. The record is from the annotation of a GenBank genome assembly.
CUCGAUUGAUACUUUAUUAGAAAUAUUUUCAUAUGGUGAUAUUGAUCCAUCAGAUUAUCAUUCUGAUAACUCGGAAAGUGAUGAUGAUGAGGAUUCUCAUUUUGCUGCGAUUCGUGCUGAUGAUUACUUGCUAUGGCAACGUACUCCUUAUUUGGAUGAAUUUCGUCAAAAGAAAAAAGCUAGAAUGGAAGAGUUUCUAAAUGUCAAAGGAAAACUCGAUCAACAUUUUGAAAAUCUAGCUCAAAAAUAUUCAAUUCAUGAUUUAGAAAUCGAAAUGUAUAAAUAUUGUAGCAAAAUUAACAGUACUUAUAUGAAGGUUCCCGAAUUAAUAACCUUACAUGGUGCUUCUACAAAUCCUGAUUUUCCUGUAGAAUUAUUUCAAAUUCCUGGUAGAUAUAAUGGUGAUGGCUUGAAUCUUCAAAUUCCUGAUAUUCCUGAUUCUUGUGAUCAUUGUGUUGAUGCUAAUCCUAUUAAUAACGGCGAUAUUGAAUGUCAAAACAAACGUGGUUUAGAAGAUAAUGAUAUUGAACAACUCAAGAAAAGAAAAAUUUUAUCUUCUUCUUAA